CGACCCGACCGCAAAAUCAAGCACCGGCAGGAUGCCCCACACAGAUCCGCUUGUUCACGUGAGCCGACAGAUCAAGCAUGACAGUCCGUCUCCGCACAGUGGUUUAUGUCGCUUGGCCUUAUAAUCUACAAGUGCUCGCCCUUAUCGAUCGUGAUACCGCUCUUACUCCUCGUUCAACAAGAUGGUCUUCACAAGCCCUUUCAAUGAGCCUAAGCUCACCUUCGACAUGAUUCCCGACAACAUCUCGUUAUUCGACUUCAUAUUUGAUCCUCGCUACGGUCGGGCCACCGCCCGCAACCCAGCCUUCAUCGACUCCAGCACCGGUGAAGAACGGUCGCUGGAGGAGACGAGGGUGAGGACCCUUCAUCUGGCGCAAGGAAUGUUUAAAGUUCUUGGAGACGGGAAGUUUGGAGAACAGAAGUUUAUUGGGACGUUCUAUCCGAAUUUGCUAGAGGUGCCGGCUGUCACUUGGGCUACGCAUCGAUUGGGAUGGACGGUGACGCCGGCGAAUCCGGCGUAUACGAGUGCUGAGCUUGCGUAUCAGUUGAAGCAUUCUGAAGCAAAGGCACUCUUUACUUUCUCUCCGAUGCUCGAGACGGCUGUUGCGGCUGCCAAGGAGGUGGGCAUCCCGGAAGAUCAGAUCUUCGUGUUGGACCAGGCACCGGGGUUCAAGAGUGUUCAGGAUUUGGUGGAUAUCGGUCGUAAGGAGAAGGAGCUUCCUGCUUUGAACUGGAGUCCUGGAGAUGGUAAGACGAAGAUGGCGUUCCUUAGUUACUCGAGUGGAACAACAGGUCUUCCCAAGGGAGUGAUGGUGUCCCACUACAAUGUCAUCGCCAACACUCUUCAGAUCGUGGCCUUCAAUGGCGGGUUCCACAAGGAGAAGACAACUGUACUGGGGCUUCUUCCUUUUUAUCACAUUUACGGACUUGUGGUCAUUCUCCAUGCCGAAUGCUAUUCCGGAAACACGGUCGUUCUUGUCCCCAAGUUUGAACUUGAGCCAUUUGUGAGCACGCUUGUCAAAUACAAGAUUGCUAAACUGUUUCUUGUUCCGCCGCUCGUCAUUCGCCUUGUCAAGGAUCCCUACGUGAGACCUGAGCAUCUGGCUCACGUGAAAGAAUGCUUCUCCGGCGCUGCUCCUCUCGGACCCGAAACCCAGAAAGCUUUAAGAGAUAAAGUGCCUGGUAUCCUUUUCCGUCAAGGGUACGGGAUGACGGAAACGGCCACAGUGGUGGUCUGUAGUCACGAAACAGAUCAGUGGGAUGGAAGUGCCGGAUCGAGUGUCCAACUACAGGAGCUCAAGCUUGUGGACCCUACCUCGGGUAAAGAGGUCACGGAGUACGACACACCCGGCGAACUGCUUGUCAAGGGACCUCAAGUCACGCUGGGAUAUUACAAGAAUGAGAAGGCGACUGCGGAGACGUUCUUGGAAGGAGGCUGGAUACGAACGGGUGAUGAAUGUGUCAUUAGGAAGAGUCCACAGGGAUUCGAGCAUCUGUUUGUCGUUGAUCGGAUUAAGGAAUUAAUCAAAGUAAAGGGAAUGCAAGUGGCUCCAGCUGAGCUUGAAGAAUGCCUUCUCGCACAUCCUAAGGUGGCUGAUGCUGCGGUCAUCGGUAUUCCUGAUGAACGUUCGGGUGAAGUUCCGAAGGCAUACGUCGUUCUUCAUAAGAACGUACCUCACACCGAAGAAACUAAGCGUGAACUUGCCGAGUGGGUACAGAAGCAGAAGGCUCGGUUCAAGAGGUUGCAAGGCGGAAUCGAGUUCUUGGAGAUUAUUCCAAAGACGGCGUCUGGGAAGAUCCUCCGCCGUGAACUUCGCGAACGUCACAAGAUGCAUGAUCUGAGGGCUAAGCUCUAGAUCUGAUGUGGAUUCGGUGUAGGUUGUUAUGCUCUUAUUUGUGUAAAAAAUACUGUAUUUUCAAUGCCUUACGUUAUCGUAACCUGAUUGUGUCCUUUGAAGAGAGGAGAAAACACCCAU
Molecule: messenger RNA, 1975 nt
Organism: Saitoella complicata NRRL Y-17804
Lineage: Eukaryota; Fungi; Ascomycota; Saitoellomycetes; Saitoellales; Saitoellaceae
Product: acetyl-CoA synthetase-like protein
Exons: 4
Coding region: 182-1855 (557 amino acids)
Molecular function (GO): CoA-ligase activity
Source: RefSeq, a predicted model, not a curated record